Quercus lobata is the source of this 1982-nucleotide messenger RNA. Its product is annotated as exonuclease V, chloroplastic-like. The transcript is spliced from 8 exons. The record is from RefSeq and is a predicted model, not a curated record. Gene Ontology annotation, cellular component: nucleus. Bases 133 to 1518 code for a protein of 461 amino acids. Gene Ontology annotation, biological process: interstrand cross-link repair. Gene Ontology annotation, molecular function: single-stranded DNA 5'-3' DNA exonuclease activity. Lineage: Eukaryota; Viridiplantae; Streptophyta; Magnoliopsida; Fagales; Fagaceae.
ACCAAAGGAAGCUAUAAAAUGUUAAAAAAGAUUCCACACCUGUAACGACUACUUUUACAAGCAUUGCCAACGUUCAUUUCAUUUCUCCUCCUCGACUCUCUCUCUCUCAUAGCCUAACUAGCUCUCGCAAAAAUGAACGAGUCACACUCCGAGUUACCCUUUAACACCACCACCAACUACAAUUGCAACAGUUGUGGUGUUGACAUUCCAACCGAGCUCGUGAGUGAAGAAGAAAUGGAAGAAAUGGCUUCCAUUGAAGCUUCCUUGGCCUCUACUCGCUCUUCACUCUCUUCCUCUGCAGUCCCUGCAAUUUGUUCAACCUCUCAGUCUCAGUCUCACUCUCAGUAUGAGUCGUUCCAGAGAAACGCGAGGUCUAUUCAGUUAAUCACCCUCCGAGCCAAAAGGAGGUUCUCGUUUUGUACAGAACCCUCCGAUAUUGAAGAUUUGGGAAGCCUUAGGAGUAACCAGAAGAAGAAGAGCGGAGUGGCUGGCUCGUUUUUCCACCGCUUUAGGAACAAGACUGGCUUGUUUGUCACAGAUAUCACUGCAACGGAAUGGUGUGAAAAACAAAUGGAGUUUCGUCUUCUCUUUGGCCAGAGAAAGAAUACUGAAGCUAUGAAAAUAGGUCAAGCUCGCCAUGCAAAACUUGAAGAAGAGGAAUGGUGUGAAAAAAAAAUGGAGUUUCGUCUUCUCUCUGGACAGAGAAAGAAUACUGAAGCUAUGAAAACAGGUCAAGCUCGCCAUGCAAAACUUGAAGAAGAGGUUGUAAAAAAAGUGGAUCUUCAUGUCAAAUCAGAUGAGGAUGCAUGGGCUGUGAAGCUUACGAAUUUUAUAAUUGGUGCAAAUCAAUUAUUGCUUGACGGAUUAACACGAGAGCUGCCACUAAUAGGCUUUGCAGAAGGUGUCUGGAUGGUGGGAAUGGUUGAUGAGGUUCGAAUGCCAGUAACUGAAACUGAUAGAAACCCGAUCUUAGUUGACAUCAAGACUCGUGUGCAAGAUACACUUCCUGCAGAACCACAGAGAAGAAAUGGAAGGCUUCAGUUAAUGUGCUACAAGUAUCUGUGGGACAAUUUAGUAGCUGAUAGCUUCUCCUCAAAACAGUUUUUUGAUUUCUUUUCCUUGGAUCCAUCUUAUAUCUUAUCCAAAGAAAUUGGAGAGAACACAGCUAAGUCAGGGUUCCCUGUGGAGACCCUUGAUGAUGUGGUGAGAUGUUAUAGAAAUAUAUGUAGCAAGCUGUCCCCUGCUAAACACGAGCUGUUAUUGAGAUAUGAAUACCAAAAAGAUAAUUCAGUGCUUGGUGAAGAUCGGUUUGCAUAUGACUCGGAUUGGCUCAAGAGUCAAAUUAUGAGCUGCCUUGAGUUUUGGCUGGGAGAGCGAGAAGCCAAUUGCACUCCAAAGGAAGAGCGCUGGAAAUGCAGGCCUAGGUAUUGUCGAUUUUCAUGUGUCUGUCCUACUAACACUAACCCCGAUAGUACACAGGGCCCUGUUACUGACAAUCCAAAUAGUACACCAAGCUAGAGAAGGCGCUGACCAUCUCCUCCAUUGCUUUGAUUAGCAUCCUCAAUAAUGUUGCAGUAAGCAGAUCAUGCAACCUUUCCGCAAAGUGGCUACAGUUUUAUUCAAGCUUCUUUGUCGUAUAUGCUGACCAGAGCCAUAUGGGCUAGCUGUUGGGUCUGUUGUUAGGGAUGUGCUAUAAUUAUGUAUUAUAUUUCUUAUUUAUGCAUCAAAUGUAUCUGUUGUAGGUGAUGAUUCAUUGUUGUAAAAUUGAUUAGCUGAUUGUUAACUUUUCAUUAUCAUAUACAUCCCUCUCUCGCUUUCGUGUGGGUGUGUGUGACUGUGUCCUCAUAGGUGAUGUGUGCAAGCAUAAGCGUGCAUAUUGUGGUUGUCAUUUGACUCAUACAAAGUUGAAGCUUGGCCUGCAUUCAGAAAUAGCCCCUUGAAUUUGCAAUGUAAUGUAAUUAUCGUUGAUGCUUUCCUAGGGA